AUGGAUGGUAGUAAAAAGUUUAGUUCUUUAAUUAAUAUAUUUAGUAAAUAUUUUGGUGAGAGUUCAAUCAGCCAGUUGAAAACGGGAUGUAAUAGACCGACUAUAUUGAUCGCUGGUAAUCAGCUGACUGGCAAGUCAACGAUGGCAAAGAAGUUGGCGAAUCACUAUGUCGGUGGUGAAUUCUAUUCGGUCGGUAUGAUGUUUAGAGAGUUGGCUGCAUCGCUAAACAUAUCGGUUGGCGAACAAUCACGACUUCUCUUGGAAUUGGAAUUAGCAGAACAACAAAACCUACCACCCAACAAGAGUAAUCCACUCUAUGGCAAGAAAGUAGAUGUUGAAAUCGAUUAUAGAACAUUGAAGAUCAUACAGAAUAACAAUAACAACAACCAACAACAACAACAAAACAAAUCAAUUGAUAACUAUUAUGUUAUUGAAGGUAGACAACCAGCGUUAUUAGGUACCUACUUGAAAGAGGAACUGAACAGAGAGAAUCUCAUUAGAAUCUAUGUGGAAUGCAGUGUCCGAGAGAAAUCGAUCAGAUUCUUGGAGCGUGAGAUCGGAAAGCAAGCAGCUGAAAUCGCAGAGAAAUCGAUACCGCAUGACACCAACCUAAACGAUCUAUCGAGUGUCACCGAAUACAUAUCAAAGUUGAAUCUGCCAAACAUCAGCGACGUUGUAAAUAAAUUUAAAGAAAAUCAAAAUAGAGAUUUAAAUGAUAGAAAUAGAUAUAUUAAUCAAUAUGGUUUGGAUUAUGAAGAUAAAUCAUUUUAUGAUUUCGUAGUCGACACUUCAAAUGCAACUUCAGAUAUAAAUUUGCGAAAAGUUACAAACUAUAUAGAUUCAUUACCAAACUAUAAGUUUGAAAUAAAACAAAGAUAA
Messenger RNA from Heterostelium album PN500, 879 nucleotides. RefSeq lists its product as uncharacterized. Lineage: Eukaryota; Evosea; Eumycetozoa; Acytosteliales; Acytosteliaceae. The transcript is spliced from 2 exons. The record is from RefSeq and is a predicted model, not a curated record. The coding region runs from base 1 to 879 and encodes 292 amino acids.